Raphanus sativus (radish) is the source of this 1185-nucleotide messenger RNA. Its product is annotated as transcription factor bHLH47. The record is from RefSeq and is a predicted model, not a curated record. Bases 185 to 904 code for a protein of 239 amino acids. The transcript has 5 exons. Gene Ontology annotation, molecular function: protein dimerization activity. NCBI's taxonomy places the organism in Eukaryota, Viridiplantae, Streptophyta, Magnoliopsida, Brassicales, Brassicaceae.
GCGCCUUCUCUUUUCCCACACACGCCUUCCUCCUUUCUUAUACCUUUUUUUUUGUUGGUUAAUCUCUCUUUACUCGUUUCCGAAUCCUGAUCUCGCCAGAGCAAUUCCCGACGACUUACUGAAGGAAUUAUCUUCCCGCAUAGGUCUGAGAAAGAGAGGUGUAGGCGACUCUGUUCUUACUAAGAUGGGAUCAAAAACUCCUUCCACAUCGACUCAUGAAGCCAAUGCUCCUCCUGUAGAUGAAAGGUCUAGAAAAGGUAAAGUACCUAAAAGGAUUAACAAGGCGGUUAGGGAGAGGCUUAAGCGCGAGCAAUUGAAUGACCUUUUCAUCGAAUUAGCUGAUUCACUUGAGCUGAAUCAGCAGAACAGUGGAAAAGCUUCGGUACUGUGUGAGGCUACUCGGUUCUUGAAGGACGUGUUUGGUCAGAUUGAGUCUCUUAGAAAAGAGCACACUUCUCUCCUCUCUGAAUCUAACUACGUAACCACAGAGAAGAAUGAGCUCAAGGAAGAAACAUCAGUGCUGGAGACCGAGAUCUCUAGACUACAAUCCGAGAUAGAAGCACGAGUGAAUCAGUCCAAACCAGACUUGAACACCUCCCCUGCGCCUGAGUACAAUCAUCAUCAUCAUCAUCAUCAUCACUAUCAACAACGUGCCGAGCUUGCAUCCCAGUUUUCAGGACUUCCCAUUUUCCAAGGCGCCGGUUUUCAGCAAUCUUCUGCUGCGGCUCCUCCUCAUCCUGGUCCCACAGUUCUUGUCCUUCCGAUGCAACCUGAUGUCCAGACACAAGCGCCUCUGAUGUAUAAUAAUAGCUCAAAUGUGAGUAAGCCGUGUCCAAGAUAUGCUAGCGCGGCUGACUCGUGGCCUUCUCGGCUACUUGGAGAGCGUCUGAAAGCUAAUGAAUGAGAGAGAGAGAGAGAGAGAGAGUCUCAAAGGGUGUGCUAGUAACCGGAGACAGAGACAACAGGGCACAACUUGCGAAUGACCCCCCUUGCUUUUUGUGUCUAGCUUCUUUUAGUGUCCUUUUGGGUUUUGGCCUGAGCCAUUUCUUGUGGUUUGUUCAUAGGAUCAGAGCUUUUGUGACAAAUAAGGAAAUUUAGCUCUUACCUUUUGUCGUUUUCUUGUCUUUAAAGUCUUUAAACGAUCGAUCACACUAUAAAAGAAGAAAACACAAAAGAUUUUUUUUA